AUUUUUUUUUUCAUUUUUUAUAAUUUUCUUUUUAUAAGGAACCUUCCUGGUUCCUCCCUUGAAUUUAAGCCUUUUGGAGCAAAGUGCUAUGCAUCUACCAUUUUUUUUUUUUUUCAUUACCACCCUUUUGGAGCCUUUAACUUUUGAAGCUCUAUCUAUUAAUAUAUAAUUAUUAUGGAUUCAUAUAAACAAAUAUGGGGUGGUGGAGCUGAAGGAUGUAGCAGUAGUGAAUCUGGUUGGACUAUGUAUAUUGAAUCUCCAAUGCAAGAAGAUGAGGAUUAUGAUGUUGGGUGCAGCAAUGUUGAGAAUGUUUAUGAUCAUCAUAAUCAUGAUUAUGUUAGUAAUAGUAAUAAUAAAAAUAAUAAUAAUAGGAGAAAAGGAAAGAAAGUUGAUGAAGAAGAGAGUGAUGAUUCAAUGGCUUCAGAUGCUUCCUCUGGUCCAAUUCAUUACAACAACAACAACAACACAUUUUCCAAGAAAGAUAAACAUCAAGAUCAUCAUCAUCAUCACCAUGGAAGCAAGAAGAAGAAUUCAAGCAAACAAGAGAAGAAACGUGUUGACAACAACAGAAGUAAAAAAUGAGUAUUCUUAUUCUAUUCUAUUCUUUUUUAUUAUUAUUAUUAUUAAUUUUUUUUUCUUUGUAUAUGAUGCUGGGAUUUUAUUGAACCAUGCAUCCUCAAAAUUUGAAUUUGUUUGUAUGGAAAAGAAGA
This is a messenger RNA of Arachis duranensis, 710 nucleotides long. Its product is annotated as protein SOB FIVE-LIKE 4-like. The transcript is spliced from 2 exons. NCBI's taxonomy places the organism in Eukaryota, Viridiplantae, Streptophyta, Magnoliopsida, Fabales, Fabaceae. The record is from RefSeq and is a predicted model, not a curated record. The coding region runs from base 175 to 582 and encodes 135 amino acids. Gene Ontology annotation, biological process: cytokinin biosynthetic process.